Messenger RNA from Hemibagrus wyckioides, 9965 nucleotides. RefSeq names its product nuclear receptor corepressor 2 (gene ncor2). Gene Ontology annotation, molecular function: transcription corepressor activity. The transcript has 47 exons. Bases 622 to 7608 code for a protein of 2328 amino acids. Lineage: Eukaryota; Metazoa; Chordata; Actinopteri; Siluriformes; Bagridae. Gene Ontology annotation, biological process: negative regulation of transcription by RNA polymerase II. The record is from RefSeq and is a predicted model, not a curated record.
GGGAGUCUUUGCGAAAAAAAGGCAGUAGAAGCAGAAGCAGCAGCAGCGGCGGCGGCAGCGGCAGAAGAAGAAGAAGAAGAAGAAGAAGAAGAAGCAGCAAGCAAGCAGAUUUUUUCGGACAUUUUGUGGAUUUUUGCUUGGAAUUGUGGACAGAAAGUGGACAAUGUGGGAUCAUACUGGGUCUCGGAGUACGUCUGUGAGGGGAUGAGCGGAUGAAAUAGUGGAUAAAAGGCGGAAAGGAGAGAAGAGAGAGGAGAAAGGAGGAUCACUUAUUCACCCAACACACACACACACACACACACACACACACUCCGAGGACCGGAGGAACGGAGGAGCAGCAGCAGCAGCAGCAGCAGGAGGAGGAGGAGGAGGAGGAGGGGGGCGACCAGGACCAGGACCAGGACCAGGACCAGGACCCUGCUUUACAUGUGGAUUAAUUCCGGAUUUUUAUUUAUUUUUAAAACAAACAAGCCCAUUGGAUAUCCACACACGCGCGGAGACACAACCACACACUUUAUACAUAAGGUUGCUGUUGACUGACUGUCAGGACUCGAUUCCGAAGAAUGGCCAGCGUGCAUAGAGCAGCCACUUCCUGUGUGUAGAGGAAGUCUCGUUGUCAGCAUGUCCUCUCACCCGCAGCCGGUUCCUCAGAGCCGGAGAGCUGUGGAAGCCCGACACCUGCCGAGCGCAGCCAGCCUUCCUCUGCAGAUAGCCCGCGCUCACACGGAUGUCAGUAUAGUGGACUACCACGCUCGGGACUUCAGUCCCCAUCUCUCCCAUGGAGCUCUUGCCCAGUCUCACCGCCGCAGACCGUCCCUGCUGUCAGAGUUUCAGCCUGGGAAUGAGAGGAGCAGCGAGCCCCACGUGCGAUACGAUCACAUUUAUCUCCCCGGAGCUAACAGCCAGUCGGAGGUGGAGUACAGCGAGAUCAAGCGGCCACGCCUGGAGAUGGGGGCGGAGCCUCUAAUGCGCCACGCGCCUCAGCGCCCACCUCUGAAUCUGUCCGGACCCGAGGAUGUCGUGAAGGAGCGUAGCGGCAGCAGCUCGAUGGGGAAGAUCGAGCCCAUCUCUCCUGUCAGUCCAGCAGUGAUGGAGGCUGAUCUGGAGCUGGUUCCUACACGCUUUUCUAAAGAGGAACUCAUCCAGAACAUGGACCGUGUGGACCGAGAGAUCACCAUGGUGGAACAGCAGAUCUGCAAACUGAGGAAGAAACAGCAACAGCUGGAGGAAGAGGCAGCGAAGCCCCAAGAGCCAGAGCGCAGUAUUUCUCCUCCACCCAGCGAAGCCAAACACCGCAGCCUUGUACAGAUCAUCUACGACGAGAACCGGAAAAAAGCAGAGGAGGCUCAUCGUAUCCUAGAGGGACUGGGACCCCGAGUGGAACUGCCGCUGUAUAACCAGCCAUCCGAUACAAAGCAGUACCACGAGAACAUUAAAAUAAAUCAGGUGAUGAGGAAGAAGCUGAUUCUCUACUUCAAGAGGAGAAACCACGCUCGCAAGCAGUGGGAGCAGAAGUUCUGUCAGCGCUAUGACCAGCUGAUGGAGGCUUGGGAGAAGAAGGUGGAGCGCAUCGAGAACAACCCCCGGCGCCGAGCCAAAGAGAGCAAAGUGCGCGAGUACUACGAGAAACAGUUUCCUGAGAUACGCAAACAGAGGGAGCUGCAGGAGCGCAUGCAGAAUAGGGUGGGUCAGCGUGGAGGUCUGGCUUCUGCAGCACGCAGUGAACACGAGGUGUCUGAGAUCAUAGACGGCAUUUCAGAACAAGAGAACUCGGAGAAACAGAUGCGUCAGUUGGCCGUGAUCCCGCCGAUGCUGUUUGACGCGGAGCAGCAGAGGAUAAAGUUCAUUAACAUGAAUGGUCUGGUGGACGACCCCAUGAAGAUCUACAAAGACAGACAAGUGAUGAACAUGUGGAGCGACCAGGAGAAGGACACCUUCCGAGAGAAAUUUAUCCAGCACCCUAAGAACUUUGGCCUGAUAGCCUCCUUUCUGGAGCGAAAGACUGUAGCGGAGUGCGUCCUCUUCUACUAUCUGACCAAGAAGAACGAGAACUACAAGAACAUUGUCCGCAGGAACAACCGCCGCAGGGGCCGCAGCCAGAAUAACCAGCAGCAGCAGCAGCAGCAGCAGCAACAGCAGCAGCAACAACAGCAGCAACAACAGCAGCAGCAGCAGCAGCAACAGCAACAGCAGCAACAGGUGAACCGCAGCAACCAGGAGGAGAAGGAGGACAAGGAGGCGGAGAAAGAGGGAGAGCGGGACGACGACAAGAACGACGGAGACGACAAGGAGGAUGGCAUGAAAGACGACACCUCAGGAGAGGACGGAGAAGAUAAAGACCCCCCUGUAGCCGUUAAAGGACGUCGCACGGCCAACAGCCGUGGCCACCGGAAAGGCCGAAUCACUCGCUCCAUGGCCAACGAGCAGGAGGAAAGCAGCUCUCCUCCUCUCAGCGGGGAACUGGCAAACCUGGAGAUGAACGAAAGCUCUCGCUGGACAGAAGAGGAGAUGGAGACUGCCAAGAAAGGACUUCUCCAAUAUGGCCGCAACUGGUCGUCCAUCGCCAAGCUGGUGGGCUCCAAGACUGUCUCACAGUGCAAGAACUUCUACUUCAACUACAAAAAGAGGCAGAAACUGGACGAGAUCCUGCAGCAGCAUAAAAUGAAAUCGGAGCAGGAGCGUAAGGCCAGGCGUAAAGGUAAAGUUCUGCAGAACGAGGAGACCAGCGCUCCCUCUGCUGCUGAUGAAGAGGAGAUGGAGGGAUCUGGGGGCAGCGGCAAUGAGGAGGAAACUCAGGAGGAUGGAGAAGGAGGCCCUAACCAGAGCUCAGACACGGAGAGCCUCCCGUCUCCGCACUCCUCCGAGAGCAGCAAGGUCAAAGACUCAAGCUCCGGACGCUUUAAAUCCGCCCCGAACACCACCUCCGCGUCGGCUUCUUCCUCCGACAAAGACACGGCGGAGGAGGAGAAACCGCAGGUCAAGUGUGAGCAGGGGGCCGUGAAGCAGGAAGAGCGGCCAGAGGGAAUGGACGGAGCGAAGGAGGUGCAAGAGGAAGUGGAGGAUAAGAAGCCUCCACCUCUGGAAGUGGAAGAAGGGAAGAGAGAAGGAAGGAAAAGAGAGAGGGAGCACGGAGGGCAAGACAGCGAUUCCAGCGCGACGUGCAGCGCAGACGAGGUGGAGGAGACGGACAACGCCGAGAAGAACAGAAUAACAUCUCCUAGGCCGAGUCUGCUGAGCUAUGCCCAUGAUGGAGUGAUCUCAACCGCACUGCAGAAACCACUGGACCUCAAACAGCUCAAACAGAGAGCGGCCGCUAUACCUCCCAUAAUGCCGGACAUUUCCGUAGCCGGUGGUGGUAUGUUAGGGAAGCAGCAGGUGAUGCCCGACGCUCAGGCUCUGUACGAGCAGCAGAUCAUCAUGGCACACGAGUCGGCUCAAGGGGCCAAGCAGCAGCUUCCACAGCCAAUCAAAUCGCAGCAUUACCCCGGCGGCAUGGCCGAGGCCGGUAGCCCGCGCAUCCGAGCCAGAACGCCCACGCCCUCGGAGAGAGAGAAAGAAGAACUGGAGGGGGGGAAGGAAAGAUGGCUACACACUCUGCUUCACGGAUUACAUAAACCCCGGGCGUUCUCUCCUCUUGCUGACAUGAAGAAAGAUCCGGGCUCGGACCACAUCAGAGCCAUGGGUCUCGGCCGUCCGGUGAUGUCAUCGUUCCAGCUUUCUCCCCGAGACGUGGCCAAGCUGAGCCAUGAGCAACUCCUGCACUACAACUCCUCUCUUCCUCAGCAGGACAGGCUGGCUGGUGUACGGCCACUUCACAUCCCCGAACCUCCUCCCCUUAUCUCCUCAGCCAAACCAGGCGGCUCCAUCACACAGGGUACUCCAGUGCAGAUGCACAGCCCCGCCCACGGAGCAGAGCACGCCAAGAUGACUCCGGGAGCGCUGCCUCUGGCCUGGAUGGAGCAGCGGAAACUCGCCGGCUUCCCCGUGGUUAAACAGGAGCAGCUGUCUCCACGUGGCCUCGCCUCUUCCCAGGCUGAGAAUUUGUCCACACACACCAUCGCUCACGAGAGCCUCUCUGCUCGUGGGUCCAUGCCAGCUGUCACAGGAGGAAGCAUCACAAAGGGCCUUCCUGGCACACGCAUCCACCAAGAAUCCCCCAUAACCUACCGUGGUGGUUCCAUCACUCAGGGCACCCCAGCGGACGUGCUGUAUAAGGGUACCAUUAGUCGUCUUAUCGCCGAGGACAGCCCUAGCAGGGACCGCUCCAGAGAUGAAAACCAAGCCAAGGGACAUGUCCUGUAUGAGGGCAUCAGUGGACACAUCCUGUCCUAUGACCGAACUCCGAACCCUAAGGAGGAAGGCAGGGGAGAGGUGAUGGGGCUGAAACGCCCCUACGACAUCAUGGAAGGAGGGGGCAUCUCUCGAGUGCUGCCGUUACGCGACUCUCUGUCCACUGCUGAGGGUUUGAUGGGGAGAGCAAUGCCUCAGGAGAGAGAGAGUCCUCGUCCUCAUCAUAUCCGUGGCUCCAUCUCGCAGGGUAUCCCACGACACGUAGAGUCCCAGGAAGAGUAUUCACGACGAGAGCCAAAGCAGCUGAAGCGCGAGAGCUCGCCGUCUCCCCGUGGCCCCGACGCAAUUAAGAGCCGCCCCCACGACAGCGUAGUGCCCACGGUUAAAGAGCCCGGACGCUCCAUCCACCUCAUCCCUCCAGAGGGUGUGCUGAUGAGCAAAGCGCCUAAAGAGGGCUCCAUCACACAGGGUACGCCUCUCAAACUGGAGCCUGCGGGUUCAUCUAAACGCCACGACGUGCGCUCCAUCAUAUCCAGCUCCCCUCGGCCAUACUCGGGUCUACCACCUCAUUUGGAGAGGGGACACUACGACGAGCCGGGUCCUAAGUCCCGCCCCAGCGCAGUGGUCAGCACCUCAAGCUCCCUGGUGCUGGGGGCAGAGCAGGCGGGAAAAAGCCACCACAGCCCGGUGGGCUACGACGAGCACAAGAGAGCAGGAUACGCGCCGGCUUCACACAGAGUAUCCCCACUGACCAGCAGAGACACGCCACAGCGGCCACACGAGGGCUCUUCAAAAGUCCCUCAGCAGGAACGGAAGUCCACUCCAACUCCUCGGGAAAUGAGCUCCACCAAGUCUCCUCUGCCCGUAGUAGGGGAUCACCCCGCCACUCUGGCCUCCUACGAAAGGCUUCUGCAGGGUCUGGGAGCCGAUAUGUACCCAAGGCAGAUCCCGCUCCCCUUCGACCCUGCAGCCCUGCCCCGGGGCAUCCCUAUAGAUCCAGCUGCUUACUACCUGCCCCGACACCUGGCUCCCGCCCCUGGUUAUCCCCACCCCUAUUCCCCUUAUCUAAUCCGGGGCUUCCCGGACACGGCAGCCCUCGAGAACAGACACACACUCUUCACUGACUACAUCACCUCACAGCAGAUGCACCAGUGGCCUGCAGCAGCUAUGACACAGAGAUCAGACCUACUGAGAGGCCCCCGAGACCCACCACUCACUUUACCUUACUCACCUACAACACGAGGAACGUCUGCUUCACCAAUGGACCGCAUCAACUACCUCCCCGGAACCCCAACCACUUUCCCCAGCCGUGCAUAUACCACCUCACCGAUCUCACCAGUCGGAAGCUCACACAUAAGCAAACUCCAGGGCACACCGACGUCGUCCGAGAGAGAGCGCGAACGCGAAAGAGAGCGCGAGAGAGACCGAGAGCGAGACCGAGAGAGGGAGCGAGACAGAGAAAGAGACCGAGAGAGGGAGCGGGAGAGAGAACGAGAACGAGAGCGGGACAGAGAGAGGGAGAGGGAACGAGAGAGGGAGAGAGAGCGGGAUCGGGACAGAGAGAGGGAGAAGUCUCUCGGCCACGGCAAUGUGGAGCAUGCCCCCAUCUGGAGACCAGGGGCAGCAGAGCAGACUGGGAGCUCCAGCUCUAGCUCUCGUCCUCCUUCCUUGCCUUACAGCCACCAGCCUUCCCCGAUGAGCCCUCGACCCCAAGAGAGCCUCCAGCACAGACCCACCGUCCUCCACAACACCAGCUCGAAAAACCUGAGUUCAGAGCAUAGCAGCCCGUCUGUACUGAGGUCUGUGCCACAGAGUUCUUCACGUUACCCAAACUACAGCGGACACCUCCAGAGAGCCAGCGAUGCCUACCCAGACUCGAGCGGGGUCAAAGAGCUGAGCCGGGAGUCGAGCAAGUCCCAGAGUCGCGGAGUUCUGCCCAAACAACCGGAACCCAAGUCCGAAUCCAAGAUGUCCAGCCCGAGUGGGGGCGGAAUUUAUUCCUCUGCCUUCGCCCAGGCCCCCGGUGGCCACAUGGGGCUAACAGCAAGCCGUGGUCUUCCCAUAAUGGUUACUGAGAGUAGCAUCGUGAACAGGGAAAAGGCUCAGAACAAGGACCACGAGAUCCGUGCACUCGCUCAGCAGAAGGCUCUGGAGCAGCACGGUGUGUUUUUUAUUUCAGAAGAGAGACUGUCUCCCAGCCAGCAGCCCCCAUCCCCUGCUGUUAAAAGCUCCCAGAGGGUGGUGACCCUCGCCCAGCACAUCAGCGAGGUGAUUAAGAAAGAUUACAUGCGUCAGUCGCAGCAGGGCCAGGCAGCAGGUCAGCCUGUGUUCGGCUACCACAAUUCGCCCGUGCUGGACCUCACCCGACCCCCAAGUGCCCCCCAGACUCCCUCGGAGCCGAGCGUCAGCAGCCGUUUUACCCCCGAGGGCUCCAGCAGCGACAGGCUGAGAGACAGGUCUCCUCCUCAGAGUAAAGUAUCACCGGUGAGUCUGUCCGCUGAGUGUAUCGAGCCCAUCUCUCCACCAGGGGGCAUGUCCGAGCCUGAAUCCCAGGCAGCCGCGUGUCCCAGCGAACAAGCCGAGCAAGGGAUGGGAUCUCGCUCUCCGUCCAGCAGUUCCCAGCCCCCUGCGUUCUUCAGCAAACUCACAGAGAACAACUCCGCCAUCGUCAAGAGCAAGAAGGAGAUGAUUAAGAAGAUGGUCGUGGCCAACGAGAAUGACUUCAACUCGGGGCAGCCCGGGACAGAGAUCUUCAACAUGCCUGCCUCUGCCACUGGAGGGCCGGUCAGCAUGCGGAGCCAGCCUCCUCCAGACUCUAGUGGGAACACCAUCGGACUGGAGGCCAUCAUCCGGAAAGCUCUGAUGGGAAAAUAUGAUGAACAGGCGGACGAGCGCUCGCCCUCCAACUCCGGAGCCCCUGCUGCUGCUGAUCCACGCACUGAAGAGCCCUACUCAUUGUCUGGUAAAUCAAAGAGCAGCGGGCGCUCCAACGGCCGCAAGACAAAGUCUCCCGGUCCUGGACUGUCGGGUGGAGAGAGACCGUCCUCCGUGUCCUCCGUCCACUCCGAAGGAGACUGCAACCGCCGCACGCCUCUCACCAGCCGAGUGUGGGAGGACAGACCGUCUUCUACAGGCUCCACUCCAUACCCCUGUAACCCCUUCACGAUGUUGCGCUUGCCUAGCUCGGUGAUGUCCGGUCCCUCCCCGUCCCCCACUCAGCCUGCUGCAGGACCUCCACAGCCUCAGAGCCGCACCUGGGAAGAGGAACCCAAACCGCUGCUCUGCUCUCAGUACGAGACGCUGUCGGACAGCGAGUGAACACACACACACACACACACACACACACAACUCCUGAGGGAUGUGGAUGAACACACACACACACAUAGUGAAACACACUAGAGAGCACAUACACAUGCAGACUAAUAUGCAUACCUUCAUAUUACUAAUGCACUUCUUCUUUUAAGUAGAACACACACACACACACACACACACACCCCCUGGUGGACAUGGCUGCUGCAUCACUCCAAGACUGCUCAUAUUACCACGACAAAUCACUCUCCUUUUUAUUUUUUUUUUAAAUUUUAUUCCUUUGGUCACACAGAGACUCCUCUCUCCAUAGUACUGCUCAGGAUCCUCACAUUCUCACCUCACACACACACACACACACACACACACACACACACACACAGGACUUAGUCACGCAGCAUUGCUCUUGUAAAGCAGUAAUUUGACCCAAAUCGGACGAACGUUUAGAUCAGCUUAGCUCAUUUUUGGUGUCUUUUUGUUAUUUCGCAUCUUGAAGGUUAACAUAGCUAAAACAGCAAGGCUAGCUUCGAGCUGGCUAGCGUCUCUUCGUUUACACGCCAACAUCUCCAACGCCUUUCAAAUCAACUCCUCGCCUCUUACCCGAGUCCGACCGUCGCUACGUCCUGACUGUUAGCUGCUACGACCGUUCUUAGUCCUGUAUGUUUUUUAAAUCCACAUCCGCGCAUCAAACCACUCCACAAAGCCAGUCGAUCGAGAUAUCUAGCUUGAGCUAAUGCUACUCCGGCGGAUAUUCGCUCAACGUUAUAUAUAUGCGUUAGCUACACCUCAACAUAGCUCGGCUUCCACGUUUCCAUUUUGGCCCAGAAUGGCUGCCGUGUUGCUCUCACAGACUCACCACUUUAGCUUCUGAGGCACAUUUCGAGGUACAGAGGACCGUGUGUGUGUGUGUGUGUGUGUGUGUGCGUGUGUGUGUGUGUGUGCGUGUGUGUGUCUGUAUACACUGAUUACAUGUACACAUGAAUUUAGAAGCCAGUUCCGUAAUACGUUAGUCCAGUUGUAGAGAAACGCUCGUGUGUGUGUGUGUGUGUGUUACUCAUUUCCAUGAGCGUUAGUUUACAAGGUACAUCGAUGCGUUUCCUUUUUAACGUCACUGAUAUCAUUGCAGUUUUGUUUUUUUAUUUUUAACAACGGUUUCAGACUCGUCUCAACAUUUUUGUGUGUGUGUGUGUGUGUGUGUGUGUGUGUGUGCAUCACUAAAUGUAAUUGCAUUCUCUCGUUAUGAAGCACUUGGCCAGCGGACGCUGCUUGUUGGCUUCCCGUCACGGGCGCUGAUUUAUUCAUUUUUCUUUUUUUCAUUUGUUAUUCUUUAUACAGUAUUGUGUUUUUUCUUUUGUUUUGUUUGUUGUUUUUUUUUUUUUUUUUUUUACAUUGUCACCUAAACAGCUUUUUGUAAUAAAAUAAAAUAAAAUGAAAUAAAAUAGAUAAAACAGUCCAGUGCUCCAGCGACAAUCAGAGAGGAAAGAAAAGAAGAAGAAAACAAACAAAAAAAAAGUGCUGAGCAUACGGACGACAAGCUGCUUUUUCAGGUCCCUAAAAUGUCCUCACACACACACACACACACACACACACUCACACACACACUCACACACACACUCACACACACACACACUCACACACACACACACACACACAGGUUUAAGAGACUGCGCCAAAUCAAAGCCAUGGACAUCGAGGACUGCUCUGUUGUCUGUUUUCAAACAAAAAAAAACGAAAGAAAAAGGAAAACAGACGGAUAUUAGAGGAUGUAAACUGAUACGUUAUUAUUUUUGUUUGUUUGUUUUUGUUUAUUUUUUCUCGAGGAAGGGGACCUCCGCCCACGGCAAGCGGACAUCUCGGCUCACCGGGACUCCGAACCCAACACCUCAUGUGUAUAAAUGUUGUAUCCCUUUGUUGUGUAAAAAAGGAGGAAAAAAAAAAACCAACGAUCCUGGUGUUAAGUGCCAUUUAUUCGAGACGAACAUUUACUGAAGUUCAAACUACCGAGUGAUUACGCACAACUUCUUACUGUUUAAAGGCUUAAAAGAUGAACCUGGUGUUUCAUGGUCAUCUCUCUCUCACACACACACACACACACACACACACACACACACACACACACACGCUGCCGAGAGCAGUGUCUGUGUCCUCACACUAACGCGUCUCCAGAAUCCGGACGCUGAACUCCGUGAUGCUAUAAAUCUGUCAGAUGACUUUGCAUGUGCUUUAAAUAUACGUCGACUUUUAUCAUUUGCUACGUUUUUUUGUUUUUGUUUUUUUGUUUUUCAUAAAAAAAAAAAAGUCAUCCCUCUUUAACGUUGAUAUAAAAAAAAAUAAAGACUUUUAUGAUUCUAUUCCACAGGGUUUCCUCA